AUGGGGAGAAGAUCCCUUAAACUUCUCCAUGCAUUUUUAAUGCUUUUACUGCAAUUGAAACCAGCCCUUGGAUUUAUUUCAGGGGUUGAAGAUGCUAACGUUAGGUGCAUAGAGAGUGAGAGACAGGCACUCCUUGAGUUCAAAAAAGGCCUUGUUGAUGACUAUGGUAGGCUCUCUUCAUGGGCAAGCCAAGAUGAAAACAAGAACUGCUGCAACUGGAAAGGAGUUCAUUGCAGCAAGCAAACAGGCCAUGUACUCAAGCUUGAUCUUCAGGGUGAUUCAGAAAAAACACAACCUUUGCAAUGUAACAUUAGUUCUUCACUGCUUGAAUUGCAUCAUUUGAGUUCUUUGGACCUCAGUUACAAUGAUUUCAAUAUGAGCCAAAUCCCAGAGUUUAUUGGUUCUUUCAAUAACUUAAAGAACCUAAAUCUCUUAGAGGCUGAGUUUGGUGGGACUAUUCCUUACAAACUUGGAAACCUUUCCCACUUGGAGUCUAUUGACCUCUCCUCAAAUCAUUUACAAGGUUCAAUUCCAGAUGCCUUUGUCAAAAUGAAUUCUCUUGAAAGUCGCAGUCUAGACGAAAACCAACUUGAAGGUAAGUUACCAAAGUCCUUAGGAAAUAUAUGUACUCUAAGUUCAUUGUCCCUCUCCGAUAAUAAGCUCAAUGGACAACUUGUUGAGUUCAUCAAUAGCUUGUCUGGGUGUGCGAAAGACUCACUAGAGAUGUUGGAUUUAUCAUUGAAUCAUAUUACGGGAUCGUUGCCUGACUUCUCAGUAUUUCCGUCCUUAAAACAAUUGUAUCUUGCGUCCAACAAUAUAACUGGGACUGUGCCCAAAGGAAUUGGAAACCUACACCAGCUCGAGCAAUUUGAUAUUUCUUUCAAUUCUUUACAUGAUAUCUCCGAUACUGGAAUUUCGGAUAAGAUUCCUAAAUGGUUUUUUGACUUGCCUCCUACUUUGCAAUAUCUAGAUAUGAGUGGUAACCGAUUGGAGGGUCUACUGCAUCUUUUUGUUUUCCCACCUAAAAUGACAGUCUUGAGUAUAGCCGAAAAUCGUUUUUCGGGGAUAGCUUCGUCUGUUUCUAAAAUCAGGGGUGGGAUUUUAAAUUUCCUAGACCUCUCAGACAACCUUUUAUCUGGACAUCUCCCCAAUUGUUUUAUGCAUUUGCGUAAGCUACUCAUUCUGAACUUGGCUGGCAACAAUUUCACUGGGGAAAUUCCAAGCUCUUUUGGCUCUUUGUCUCAGCUGCAUACUUUGAUUUUGCGCAAUAAUAGUUUCUCUGGAGAAUUACCUUUGCCUCUAAAAAAUUGCAGUUUGUUGAAGUUUGUAGACUUGGGAAACAAUAAAUUCUCUGGAUCAGUACCAGCUUGGAUUGGGGAGGGCUUGCCACUGUUGAAUAUUCUUAUCCUACGUUCCAAUAAGUUUGGUGGAAGCAUACCAUUGAAUCUAUGUUGGUUGAAAUAUUUACGAAUCUUGGAUCUUUCUGUAAAUAACAUAUCUGGAACUAUACCACAAUGCUUCAACAAUUUCACUACCAUGGCUCAAAAAGGAGAUUUGUUCAGUGGAAUCAUUGGUAGUAAUUACACUGAUUCAUAUGUUUAUGAUUAUGAUGAUACAGAAGAAUUCAUUAAUGAUGCAAUGGUUAUAAUGAAAGGAAGGGAGUUGGAGUACGGAAAAUAUCUUGGACUAUUAAAGAUCAUUAACCUUGUAAGUAACAAAUUGAUAGGGAAAGUUCCAAGUGAAAUCUCGAGCCUCUUGGAGUUGGUUGUUCUGAACAUAUCAAGAAACAAGUUAAUUGGAGAAAUCCCACAAAUGAUCGGACAGUUGAAGCAGUUGCAAUCACUUGAUAUGUCAAGGAAUCAAUUUUCAAAUGAAAUCCCAUCUAGCAUGUCAGAGUUACAUUUCCUAAGCGACUUGGACUUGUCUUACAACAAUUUGUCUAGAAAAAUUCCUUCAGGCACUCACCUACAAAGCUUUGAUGCAGUUGAUUUUAUUGGAAACUGGGCACUUUAUGGGCCUCCACUUCCAAAUAAGUGCCCAGGUGAAGAAACACCAAACCAAAGUGAUCAACCAACUGAUCAUGAUGGCAAUGAAGAUAAUGAAAAGGAUGGAGAUGAAUUUGAGAAAUGGUUUUUUGCUGUAGCAGGAUUUGGAUUUUUUAUAGGAUUUUGGGGAAUUUGUGGACCUUUGGUCUUUAAGAGUUCUUGGAGGGGUGCUUACUUCUGUUUCUGGACAACAUGA
This is a messenger RNA of Quercus robur (English oak), 2241 nucleotides long. RefSeq names its product receptor-like protein EIX2. Bases 1 to 2241 code for a protein of 746 amino acids. The transcript is spliced from 2 exons. NCBI's taxonomy places the organism in Eukaryota, Viridiplantae, Streptophyta, Magnoliopsida, Fagales, Fagaceae. Gene Ontology annotation, molecular function: protein binding. The record is from RefSeq and is a predicted model, not a curated record.